Messenger RNA from Lactuca saligna, 2045 nucleotides. NCBI's taxonomy places the organism in Eukaryota, Viridiplantae, Streptophyta, Magnoliopsida, Asterales, Asteraceae. The record is from the annotation of a GenBank genome assembly.
AUGGGUAGUUGCAGCUCUAAACCCUCGACAGGAUCCAAAUUUUCCGGUCAUUAUGAUAUCGAUAUUCCGGUUAAAGAUAAUAAUGAGAAAGAGGUAGAAGAAACAACGACGACGACGACGUCUAAGAAGACCACAAAGGACGAAAUUGAGGUAGGGAAGAAGUCUCCAUUUUUUCCGUUUUACAGUCCGAGUCCCGCUCACAAUUGGUUCUCGAAAAAAUCAUCUCCGGCGAAAUCUCCGGCGCCUAAUGCGAGUUCUAAUUCUACUCCGAGGAGAUUCUUCCGGCGACCGUUUCCUCCCCCGUCUCCGGCGAAACACAUUAAGUCGGUGUUGGCGAGACGGCAUGGCUCGGUGAAGCCGAACGAGGCGGCGAUACCGGAGGGAAAUGAAUCGGAAGGGGUUUCGGGAUUAGAUAAAAGCUUUGGGUUUUCGAAGCAUUUUGGGAGCAAAUACGAACUUGGUGAAGAAGUCGGAAGAGGGCAUUUUGGAUACACUUGUAAAGCUAAGUUCAAGAAAGGAGAACUUAAGGGUCAGGAAGUUGCAGUCAAAGUUAUCCCGAAGUCAAAGAUGACAACAGCCAUAGCCAUUGAAGAUGUGAGAAGAGAGGUAAAGAUAUUGCGAGCUUUAACAGGACAUAACAACUUAGUGCAGUUUUACGAUGCAUAUGAAGAUCAUGAAAAAGUCUAUGUUGUGAUGGAGUUAUGUGAAGGAGGGGAACUCUUGGAUAGAAUACUUUCAAGAGGUGGGAAAUACACAGAAGAUGAUGCGAAAUCAGUAUUGAUACAAAUAUUAAAUGUUGUUGCGUUUUGUCAUCUUCAAGGUGUUGUACACCGAGACUUAAAACCAGAGAAUUUCUUGUUUACAUCAAAGGAUGAAAACUCGCCUCUUAAAGCCAUAGAUUUUGGUUUAUCAGACUUUGUGAAGCCUGAUGAAAGGCUUAAUGAUAUUGUUGGGAGUGCGUAUUAUGUUGCUCCUGAAGUUCUACAUAGAUCAUAUAGUACCGAAGCAGAUGUAUGGAGUAUUGGUGUUAUAGCUUAUAUUCUUUUGUGUGGAAGUCGCCCUUUUUGGGCUCGAUCUGAAUCGGGAAUCUUUAGAGCUGUUUUAAAAGCGGACCCCAGUUUUGAUGAAGCUCCUUGGCCUACUUUAUCAUCUGAGGCCAAAGAUUUUGUCAAAAGAUUGUUGAAUAAAGAUCCUAGAAAAAGAAUGACAGCUGCCCAAGGCCUCAGUCAUCCAUGGAUUAGAAAUACUACUAAUGAAGUGAAAGUGCCUCUUGACAUCUCCAUAUUGAGACUCAUGAAGGCUUAUAUGCGUUCUUCUGCCCUUCGUAAAGCUGCUUUACGGGCUUUAUCAAAGACAUUGACUGUAGAUGAGUUGUUUUAUUUAAAGGAGCAAUUUUCUUUGUUGGAACCAAGCAAAAACGGAUCCAUAAGCAUGGAAAAUAUCAAAGCAGCGUUGAUGAAACAUGCUACGGAUGCCAUGAAGGAGUCACGUGUCCAUGAUUUCCUAGCAUCGCUUAGUGCGCUUCAAUAUCGAAGGAUGGAUUUUGAAGAGUUUUGUGCAGCUGCAAUAAACAUCUAUCAACUUGAGGCUCUUGAAAGAUGGGAACAACAUGCUCGUUGUGCCUAUGAACUCUUUGAAAAAGAUGGAAAUCGAGCCAUCAUGAUUGAAGAACUCGCCUCUGAACUUGGGUUGAGCCCGUCGGUUCCGGUUCACGCGGUGCUCCAUGACUGGAUCAGACACACGGAUGGGAAGUUGAGUUUUCUUGGAUUUGUGAAGUUGUUGCAUGGUGUCUCGAGUCGGACCCUUGCAAAUAAACCUCAAUAACACUUGGUGAAAUUUGUGUAUGGAUUUGGAGUUGAAUGUGAGAAAAACCGAAAAACGUCCCUUUUAUACAUGAAUUUUCUGACUAGAAAAAACAAGAACAUGUAUGCAAGUGGCAUUGUAUUUGUAUGUAUCAACGGAUGCUUCGUGUUCUAAUCAACUAAUUUCUACCUCCCAUUUCCGAUAUUGUAUUGAUUAUAUUUAAAUGAAUAUAUAAAGAUGUG